Messenger RNA from Culex pipiens pallens (northern house mosquito), 1472 nucleotides. Its product is annotated as serine protease easter. The transcript is spliced from 4 exons. Gene Ontology annotation, biological process: proteolysis. Gene Ontology annotation, molecular function: serine-type endopeptidase activity. NCBI's taxonomy places the organism in Eukaryota, Metazoa, Arthropoda, Insecta, Diptera, Culicidae. The coding region runs from base 300 to 1427 and encodes 375 amino acids. The record is from RefSeq and is a predicted model, not a curated record.
GGAGCGGCUCCCGCGGUCAGGUUGCUUCGAUCGCGAUCGCCGCCCCAACCUGUUGCUGAUAAGACAACUUGAGCCUGCUGCACACAGUCAUCGCGUUCGUCGUCGUUGAGGUGUUCCACAGAACUUUGGGAAUCCCGCGCGGCGUGGUGUGCGUUUCGCCGUUGUUGUCGUCGUCGCGAUCGAUCAUCAUUGUCUCUCGACGUUGUUCUGUGAGGUUCAGUUGAGUCGAGUUCGCGGAGUCAAACGGAAGAUUAGUACGGGCGGACUCUGCUGUAGUACUUGCUAGCUGGAAAAAAACAAUGACGUCGAGUCGUGGGAGUUUGUGGACGAGUUUAGGGCUGCUGGGUGUGAUCUUGGCGGUCGUCGUACAGGGUCAAGAGGUUUGCAAUGCUCCGGACGGGAAGCCUGGUCGGUGUAUUCUGCUGCGAUCGUGCAACAGUUUGUUCGCGUUGAUCAAGAAGAAGCCGUUGGAGCAGGAAGAUCGAGCCUUCCUGAGCCGUAGUCAGUGUGGGUGGUCUCGGACGGAGAAUCACCCGCUGGUCUGCUGUAGCGAUCCGCUGGAGACCCCGAUCCGGGUUGGGGCAUCUCUGUUGCCGGCGGUCGGAGUCUGCGGCAUCCAAACCAGCGAUCGUAUCAUCGGAGGGACCAACACGAAGAUCGACGAGUUCCCGUGGUUGGCACUGCUCAAGUAUGCAAAACCCAACGACCUGUUUGGUUUCCACUGCGGUGGUGUGCUCAUCAACGACCGUUACGUGCUGACCGCGUCGCACUGUGUCAACGGAAGGGACAUUCCCACCACCUGGAAUCUGGUCGAAGUUCGCCUCGGUGAGUGGGACACCUCGACGGAGCAGGACUGCGAGGGUCUCGGAGUGGACGCGGACUGCUCGCCGGAUCCGAUCGACGUGGUGAUCGAGAACAAGCUGCCCCACCCCCAGUACAACCCCCAGUCGACGGAACAGUACAACGACAUCGCGCUGCUCAGGCUGGCCAGCCGCGUGUCCUACUCGGACUUUAUCAAACCGAUCUGUCUGCCCCGGUCGGCGGAUUUGCGCGAGAAGAGUAUCGUCGGGCUGAAGCUGCAGGUCGCCGGUUGGGGUCGUACGGCCACCGCUCGGUACAGUGCGGUGAAGCAGAAGGUCGGCGUGGACGGGGUUGAUCUGGCGCGGUGUAACCAGGUGUACCAGAAGGAGAGUGUCACCCUGCUCGAUGGUCAGCUGUGCGCUGGGGGAAUUUCCGGCAAGGACUCGUGCCAGGGCGAUUCUGGCGGACCGUUGAUGGGUGUUGCGACGAGCGGAAACGUGCAGUUUUGGUACCUCGCCGGGCUGGUGUCCUUUGGGCCGACUCCUUGCGGACAGGAGGGAUGGCCCGGGGUGUACACUAAGGUGGCCAAGUACAUAGACUGGGUCGAGAACUCGUUGCAACCGUGAACGGAUCUAGAGUGAGACAAUAGAUAACGAUUUUUUGAAGAGUAA